Messenger RNA from Theobroma cacao (cacao), 713 nucleotides. The record is from RefSeq and is a predicted model, not a curated record. NCBI's taxonomy places the organism in Eukaryota, Viridiplantae, Streptophyta, Magnoliopsida, Malvales, Malvaceae.
GACUGCUGUAUUCCUUUGCCUUCCAUCUCUAUUCUCACGGUCUCACUCUUGCCUUUUUGAUUUUUGCUUGACUGCUUCUGCCGAGUGUCGACUACCGAUCAAUCACUACUUUCAACUUCUGUCGAUUGUCGAUCACUACCAUCUCCACUUUCACGGUCUCACCAUUUCUGGUUCCUACUUCUGCCGCUGUCGGCUGUCGAUCACUGCCAUUCUUGCUUCAGCUUUUCGGGCCUUCCCACAUCAAGUUAUUGGUUGAAGAUUUAAAUGGCAAGUGAAAGUGAUAAUCAAGCUCCUACUCCUAGUGAUGCUGCUACGCAGUCUGCUCCUCCUAUUGGCAUGCCGUCAUCCUCACCAACACUAACUACACAACAAACUAUAAUCUCCACUAAUGAGAAUGAUGCUGUCAAUUCUAAGAAACGGAAAGCACUUCCACCGAGGUUAGAAGUUUGGAAACACUUCACCAGAUUCGUCAAUGAUCAAGAUAAUGCUGGUGUCAUUGUCAAUCUAAAGGGAGAAAUGAAAGGAUCUGCUAUCACUGGUCCCAUUGGAAAGAAGUGUGCCAAUCUGUGGCCUAGAAUUGCAAGUGUUGCCAAUGCUAUUGUCUGAAAAAGUUCAUGGUUUCGUUUGUGAUUGUAGUUUUAAUGUUAUCUUUCUAUUAUUAUUAACUUUAUUCUAUUGGGUUUAAUAUGGAGGGAAACAUCAAGAUUUCUUAU